Molecule: messenger RNA, 895 nt
Organism: Saprolegnia parasitica CBS 223.65
Lineage: Eukaryota; Oomycota; Saprolegniomycetes; Saprolegniales; Saprolegniaceae
Exons: 2
Coding region: 1-867 (288 amino acids)
Source: RefSeq, a predicted model, not a curated record
AUGGCCUGCCCCGGCGUCCUCAUGAGCGCGCAGCUCCUGCCGCUCGUCACUGCCUACCAAGUGGGCGUCAACCAAGACGUUCGCAUCCUCACGCGCCUCGGCCACGACCCGCCGGACGGCGACCUCGGGUCCGUGCAUGCGCUCAUGGCACCGUGGCUCGAUCGCGUCGGCUUCCGCUUCGUGCCUCAGCUGUGUCCAUCGCUUGUCUUUGGCUACGCGCUCGAGUAUGGCCGCGUCGAUCUCUUGCGCGAGCUCAUGGCGACGAAGACGCUGUGCAUCGCCGGCGGACGCUGGACGCUCCACUACGGGGCGUGGCGCCGCUGCGUGGUCGCGGCCUGUCUCGGCGACCACGUCGACUUGCUCCGUUUUGCCAUGGGGCAAGAUGUCGGUUUGUACCUGCCGAAUUUGGUAGCGAUUGCGCUGCGUGGCGGUCGGCUCUGCAUCGUGCAGGACCUCUUGGAGCAACGCGUGGUCGCCGCCUUCAGAGCCCACCACAUUGGGCACGCUGUAACGAGCGGCAGCACGGACCUCGUGGCUUUCCUCUUGAAUCACAGCACCCACGGCAUGAUCGCAGUGGCAUUCGAGCAAGCUAGCGCUCAAAACCAGUUUGCGCUCCUCCAGUGGCUCUGCACCACGUACAACGAGCCACGGUAUUGGCGCAUCGCUCUCAAUAUCGCUGUCGCCAACCUCCAACAUGACGUGAUCGAGUACUUUGCAACGACGCACGACCUUCGCCUCCUCCAUACGAAGCAACGCGCGUGCAACGACGCCACCAGCGCAAUGAAGCAACCGACCAACGCCGCAAGCGCAAGCGCGAUGCGCCGACAAGCCCGCGCGACUACGCCCUCGGUAGAGACCAAGACUUAAUCAUGUAUCUACUGAUCAAUAAAUCAAC